GACACCGCCUGGGCUCAAGGCUAUGCAGAAAGCGCCAUAGAUGCCGUCCCACAAUUAGCCGAUAAAGUUGACACUGGCACCGUGCAGGGAAAUCCUCAUGCGACACUGAAAACCGACGAUCCUUUCUAUGCAUCCAUCAUAUUGCAAAAAGGGCCUAUUCGUGUCACGUCCGCGCACGUGUAUCCUGAUGGUACCGUUGUCUUCUCCAAAAGUGCCUACGGCGAAGUGAAGCUUGCACGUGAAAUACUGGUACUGUUAGAAGCAGCAUGCAGCGAUAACUUGGCUUACUAA
Molecule: messenger RNA, 291 nt
Organism: Penicillium verrucosum
Lineage: Eukaryota; Fungi; Ascomycota; Eurotiomycetes; Eurotiales; Aspergillaceae
Exons: 2
Source: RefSeq, a predicted model, not a curated record